Molecule: messenger RNA, 792 nt
Organism: Medioppia subpectinata
Lineage: Eukaryota; Metazoa; Arthropoda; Arachnida; Sarcoptiformes; Oppiidae
Source: the annotation of a GenBank genome assembly
AUGAUAAAAAUGAUAGCCGACGUGAAAGCGGACAUUUCCGUAUCAAUCGAUGCGCUAAACGAUACAUACCCUCAACUGCCGGUCUGGUCGAGUGCAUUGUCCACAACAUUCAUCAUAUCGAUAGUGCCGUAUCUCAUACUAUUCCUCAUACCAUUGGACAACACACCGGCCUAUGCGUCACAUCUCCGCAUGUGCUUAGGUUUGGCCGCCGGCGGACUCCUCGGCGAUGCCUUUCUUCAUCUCAUACCUGAAUCUCUGGCGAACGCCGGCGCCGACCAUCUGAGUACUGGUCUCUGGAUAUUAGCCGGAUUUGUGGGCUUUUUUGUAAUGGAGAAAAGUGUGCGAAUCGCCAAAAAUUAUAGCGUUUGUCAACAAAAUCUCAAUUCUGGCACCAAUUGCAAUGAGAUUAUCACUAAUAAUGGGAAUAAUAAUUAUGAAAAUAGUGUAAAUGAGAAACACUUGAGUAAUAAAUGCAAAACCAUUUGCCACAAGAAUCAAGAUUUAGUCGACAAACAGGUGUUGGAUAAUAGCGAUGAUACAAAAGAUAUAGAUAUAUCCGGUUAUCUGAAUCUUGUGGCAGAUUUGGUGCAUAACUUUACGGAUGGUCUGGCAAUUGGGAGCUCAUUCAUGGCGGGCCAUAACGUGGGUUUAGUGACAGGUCUCGCAAUUAUGGUUCACGAAAUACCCCACGAGAUCGGCGACUAUGCGGUACUCAUUAAGUCCGGCUGCUCUCAGAAGCGGGCCAUGAGUUUGCAAUUAUUAACAGCGAUCGGAGCGCUGACGGGAACAAUA